AUGACGGCUCUACGGACGUGCAUGUCGCGGGCGAUGGCAGGGACGACAGCAUGCCGGGUGCGGUCGUGGUCCAUCGGCUCACGGCUACGGUUUGGGCGUGUCAUCUCGACGGCCGGACCAGCGGCCUUUACCACCUCGUCCGCAUCCUCGGUCGAGGUGGACGGCCGGACAUACCGGACAGACAGCUGGUUCAACGUGCCGGCCAACGUGCUGGCGGCGGCGUCGCGGCGGCUGUACCUGCAAAAGGACCACCCAGUGGCGAUCACGCGGCAGAUCAUCGAGGCACGGUUUCCGGCGCCCGAGUUCCGGGCCUACAGCGGGCUGCACCCGGUGGUGUCGACGUUUCAGAACUUUGACUCGCUCGGCUUCCCGGCCGACCAUCCGGGACGCGCGCGCUCGGACACGUACUACGUCAACGGCGAGACGCUGCUGCGGACGCACACGAGCGCGCACGAGCUCGAGACGUUCCGGGCCAGCGCGAGUCCCGGCUUUCUGCUGAGCGCCGACGUGUACCGCCGCGACGAGGUCGAUCGCACCCACUACCCCGUCUUCCACCAGAUGGAGGGCGCCCGCGUGUGGGACCGGGCGUCCGUGGACGGUGGCGAUCUCGCGGCCACCAUCCGUGGCGAUCUGGCCCGUCUUCCCCAGCACGACGUCGCCGUCGAAGACGCGAGUCCGCCCGAACAUCCGGAACGCAAUCCCCGCCAGACCGACGCGCAUUCGGCCGCCGAGGUGGCCGCUCUCGGUGCCCAUCUCAAGCGGUCGCUCGAGCUCAUGGUCGUCGACGUGUUCACGCGUGCGGCGCACGCCACCACCGCACCGACUGAACCUCUCCAGAUGCGCUGGGUCGAGGCAUACUUCCCCUUCACCAGCCCGUCGUGGGAGCUCGAAGUGCUCUGGCAGGGCAGCUGGCUCGAAGUGCUCGGCUGCGGUGUCUCGCGCCAGUCGAUCCUCCGCGCCGCCGGCGUGCCGUCGCAGAUCGGCUGGGCCUUUGGCAUCGGCCUCGACCGCAUCGCCAUGCUGCUCUUCCAGAUCCCCGACAUCCGCCUGUUCUGGUCGGCCGACCCGCGCUUCCUCGGCCAGUUUCACGGCGUGUCCGACAACCUCGAUCGCCUUCGUCGCUUCGUCCCCUUUUCCCGCUAUCCGGCCUGCUACAAGGACGUCUCCUUCUGGGAACCCGCUGCUGCUGCCCUCCACAACAACGACGUCAUGGAGCUGAUCCGCAGCGUCGCCGGCGACGUCGUCGAAGACGUCCGCCUGACCGAUCGCUUCGCUCAUCCCCGGACCGGUCGCCAGAGCCGCUGCUAUCGCAUCAACUACCGCAGCCUCGAACGCACCCUGACCAACGCCGAGACAAAUCGACUGCAUGCUGAUGUCCGCGAUGCCCUCGUCCAGCGUCUUGGCGUCCAGAUUCGCUAG
Messenger RNA from Grosmannia clavigera kw1407, 1419 nucleotides. RefSeq names its product phenylalanyl-tRNA synthetase alpha subunit. Gene Ontology annotation, cellular component: mitochondrion; cytoplasm. Gene Ontology annotation, biological process: phenylalanyl-tRNA aminoacylation. The record is from RefSeq and is a predicted model, not a curated record. Gene Ontology annotation, molecular function: tRNA binding; phenylalanine-tRNA ligase activity; ATP binding. The transcript has a single exon. NCBI's taxonomy places the organism in Eukaryota, Fungi, Ascomycota, Sordariomycetes, Ophiostomatales, Ophiostomataceae. Bases 1 to 1419 code for a protein of 472 amino acids.